This is a messenger RNA of Rhododendron vialii, 918 nucleotides long. RefSeq lists its product as uncharacterized. Lineage: Eukaryota; Viridiplantae; Streptophyta; Magnoliopsida; Ericales; Ericaceae. The coding region runs from base 176 to 520 and encodes 114 amino acids. The record is from RefSeq and is a predicted model, not a curated record. The transcript is spliced from 3 exons.
AACAAUCAAUAUACUAUGGAGUAUAUUUUAUAAUUAACUUAAAACGACACAUACUUACACCCUAUUAGGCAAUCAAUCAUUAAAAAAAAAAACUCCCCCUUGUACUGGAUCUGGAUAAAAAACCAGAGAAGAGGAAAACCCACAUUGUUCUUCAUCUUUUUCCAAUUCUAGCUCAAUGGCUGUGAGAUUCUGUUCUGCUCCUUCCCUCAUAACCCAGAAUUAUAUGCCCGUCAAAAAGCCUGUUCACAAGAUUUUGAGGGUUACUCACAGUCAAAUUCCAGUCCAGAAAACACCUCCGCCUCAGAUGAUCACAUCUUCUUCAAUUAAGAUUAAGAUUUUCGAGGAUCAGUCCAGAGGUAUCGUUUGCUACAAAGAUGACAGUGGAGAGAUAACAUGUGAAGGGUACGAUGAGGGCCCUCGUCCAACAUCAAGUUAUCGUCCAAGAGAUGCAGGGAUCACCGAUCUUCUUCUGAGAAACUGGCUUCAAAUGGUUGAAGGUGGCGGAAAAGGCUUCAACUGAAUGGGUUCAAACGCACAACAAAUUGUGCUAAUAGUAUCUGCUGACACUGUGGAGUAUCUUUGGAAUAGUUGUUAUUUUAAGCCUAAGUGAACUAGAAUGUAAAAUCAAGACAGUUUUUCAUCGACGGUGCAAUGUACGAUAUAAGCAAACAGAGGGAUUUCCCUGGCAUUGCUACUAAGACCAGUUCAUCCGUAGCUCGCCUCGGUCCCCAAGUAUUUCCGUACUCCAACUGGAAUCUUCUAUUGAGACAAAUCAUGUGUUUGUCUGAGAGGAAAAUAAUGAACUUCGUAGCAAUGAAAAGGGAAGUAGCAUUGUGUGUUUUUUACUUGCACUUAAACGGUACCCGAAUUGUAAAUCAAUUUUCUUAAUUAUCUACUUUUAUGGCUCCUUGUAAUCGA